GCCAUCCCCAGUUCUCGCGAGAUUAUAUAUUUUCCAACAUGGCUGCUUCCACGAGUGCUGGUGGUGGCUCUAAAGACAGUGAAACUAGUGCAAAUAAAGAUGCAGAUUCAGACACAGUGGAGUUUCGUCCGGGUUUUAAAGAUGUGGAUGCAUAUGUUAAGUAUGGACUCGGCACCGUCAUGGCUGCCACUAAAGCGUCCGCUGGUUUGCCGCAGGCUGGAGACGAGUACGACUUUUACCGGAGCUUUCCGAGCUUCCAGGAGUUCUGUUCGCAGCAAGGAGACCGGCUUUUACACUGUAUGGGUCAGCUGAUGCAGCACCAUGGCUGCAGAUCUCACUUGAGAGACCGGAGCAAGCUGACUGGUGUGGAGGAGCGCUUUGACAUGGUGGUCGACUCCAAUGAUGUCAUCCUGGAGAAAGUGGGGAUUUUGCUGGACGAGGCUUCUGGAGUGACUCGGUCGCAGCAGCCUGUUAUGCCUGCAGGGUAUCAGCCUCCCAAAAUUGUGGUAUCUAGUUGGAAUCGCAAGGGCGGUGACCGCAGUGCCGAGACCUUCCGCCUCCUUCACGCCAAGAACAUCCAGCGGCCGCAGCUCAAGUUUAAGGAGAAAGUGGAUAACAGCAACACGCCAUUCAUCUCGAAAAUCUUUGUCAAGCCUAACGCUCUAAAGCCUCUGGCUCCAUAUUUCAGUGACAGACGUCUGCGGAAGGAGAAGCCUGAGGAUUCAGAUGUACCUGUGGCACUCUCUGACUUUAUCCACCAGCUGAGAACCCAGGAGCAUAAUGAAGACAUGUUUUCCCAUCCGUACCAAUAUGAGCUGGAGCACCUGAUCAUGCCAGAGAGCCUCAAGAGUAAACCUGAACCACAGAUGUACAAAGUUUUAGCGGCGACAAGUUGCCAGUUCAUUAACACCUUGGAGGAUCUGGCCGCUUUAAACGAGAAGCUGAACAAGAUGACCGAGUUCGCCGUAGACCUGGAGCACCAUUCCUACAGAAGCUUUUUAGGAAUCACAUGUUUGAUGCAGAUCUCAACCAGAGAUGAGGAUUUCAUCAUCGAUACUCUCGAGCUGCGGCGCGAGAUGUACGUUCUGAACGAGAGCUUCACCAAUCCCAGCAUUGUGAAGGUUUUCCACGGUGCUGACUCUGAUAUCGAGUGGCUGCAGAAAGACUUCGGCCUCUAUGUGGUGAACAUGUUUGACACUCACCAUGCAGCUCGCUCUCUUAACCUCGGCAGAAACUCCUUAGAUCACCUCCUCAAAGUCUUUUGCAGCGUGGACUCAAAUAAACGCUACCAGCUCGCCGACUGGAGGAUACGACCCUUACCAGAGGAGAUGAUCAAAUAUGCGCAAGCUGACACGCAUUACCUGCUGUAUGUGUACGAUCGACUAAGAGCAGACCUGUUUGAAGCGGCUAACGGACAGCCAACACUUAUCCAGGUCGUCUGGUCCAAAAGCAAAGAUCUCUGUCUGAAGAAAUACAUGAAGCCCAUCUUCACUGAAGAAUCAUAUAUGGAGCUGUACAAAAAGCAGAAGAAGAGCUUCAACAGUCAGCAGCUGGCCGCCUUUCGUCUCAUGUAUGCAUGGAGGGAUAAACUGGCGAGAGGGGAAGAUGAGAGCACUGGGUACAUCCUGCCCAACCACAUGAUGAUAAAAAUUGCUGAGGAGUUGCCCAAGGAGCCACAGGGCAUCAUCGCAUGCUGUAACCCCACGCCACCAUUGGUGCGCCAGCAGGUCAACGAACUCCAUCAGCUCAUCAAGCAGGCGAGGGAAAUUCCCCUGCUGAAGGCGGAUCUACUCGCAGAAAAGAAGAAAACGCUGACACCAAAGCGAAAGUCAGAGCCGGUGUUGUUUGGGCCCCACGAUUCCUCGCACGUGUCCGAGAGUGACCUUAUGCAGCUGUCCUCCCAUGAAACCCCAACCAAGCGUGGCGCCCUUUUCUCAGAGGAAGAUGAUGCAAAUAUUAUUGAUGACACGACACUUCUGACUGACCUCGUGGCUUGUUCAAAAAUCUCCCUUUUUGCGGAGGAAGAGGAGGUCCCUCAAUCGACUAAACUUACCGUGGCCCAGCAGAAAGCACGCAGCAUCAUGGAGUCUUUUGAAAACCCGUUCAGAAUGUAUUUACCUUCAAAGGAUAUACACAUCUCGAAAAAUGCUAAAUACGACCCUUCGUCAAAGAUUUACGAGAUCAGUAACCGGUGGAAGCUGCAGAAUAUGGAACAGCAGCAGAAGGAGGCUCAGGCUAAACAGCAAGCUAAAGAGCAGCUCAAGAAAGCUAAAGAGGAGCGUAAAAAUGCCAAGCAGAGCUAUCAGGAGUCCCUGCAGGAUGUCAGUACAGUAAGGCAGCAGGUCCUGGAAGCUAAGAAAGGGGCACAGAAAAGAGAGAGGGUUACGAGUGAAGCGGGUGAAGACACCGGCAAGCCGAAGAGGAAAUCCACGAAGAGCGAGAAGUCCACCGUCGCUUCUCCUGCAACUUCUAAAGCGAGUCAGCCAGCAACGUCCGAUUCCUUCACACCUUACGAUUACAGCCAGUCUGAUUUCAAACUGUUUGCAGGUCAACCUAAAGAUUCCACACAGUUCGAUCCAAACAGGCAGAGUCAUGAACCUAAACGGAAGAAAAACCUCAAAGGAAAUAAGCAAAGUUCUAUUGGAGGCAGGAGCAUGUCCUAUCUGCCUGCUAAAUCUGACAGAGGAUUUCGUCAUAACUGGCCCAAGAGAUAAAUCUCUACAACCUGUUUUUUUGUUGGUUUUUUUUUAUUUUUUAAAUGGGGGUCAUUUUAUCUAUAUAUUUCUAUAUAGUACAUUUGGGGAAAUGAUACACAGUGCUGUAUGCAAUUUGUGGAAGACCUUUCAUUAAAAAUAACCUUCUAAA
Silurus meridionalis is the source of this 2865-nucleotide messenger RNA. It is a transcript of the gene exosc10, whose product is annotated as exosome component 10. Lineage: Eukaryota; Metazoa; Chordata; Actinopteri; Siluriformes; Siluridae. The transcript is spliced from 25 exons. Gene Ontology annotation, biological process: TRAMP-dependent tRNA surveillance pathway; exonucleolytic trimming to generate mature 3'-end of 5.8S rRNA from tricistronic rRNA transcript (SSU-rRNA, 5.8S rRNA, LSU-rRNA); nuclear polyadenylation-dependent rRNA catabolic process. Bases 39 to 2714 code for a protein of 891 amino acids. The record is from RefSeq and is a predicted model, not a curated record. Gene Ontology annotation, cellular component: nucleolus; nuclear exosome (RNase complex). Gene Ontology annotation, molecular function: nucleotide binding; 3'-5'-RNA exonuclease activity; nucleic acid binding.